Molecule: messenger RNA, 2501 nt
Organism: Dalotia coriaria
Lineage: Eukaryota; Metazoa; Arthropoda; Insecta; Coleoptera; Staphylinidae
Exons: 7
Coding region: 261-797 (178 amino acids)
Source: RefSeq, a predicted model, not a curated record
CGUCGUGAUGCGCGUUGCAACGCCGCCGUUCGGUAGAUACGCCGCAUUCGCGUAAUUAUCACAAAAAGUAAAUUUUCUUCACUCAAAAAUAAAAAAUAAAAAUAUGUCUGCAAUCAAAGUCUUAAACAAAUCAAAAUAUUCCGAUAAAUUUCCAAACAAAUAAAAGUUGUAAACAAUCGGGACGAUUCAAUCGAGUGUUUCUGACUGUUCGAGUUGAAAAUUUUUAAAACUGAACAUAAAUGUAAAGAAAAUGUUAUGAGAUGAUGAAGUCAACAAUCCUGCAUCCCUAUGAACACGUGACAAUUCUGCGAGGAUGUCGCCUCAUGAACGCCCGCCAUGCCGCCCUCACGUCGGCAAUUUAUACGCUGAAUAUUUCGAUACUGGUGGUACUUCUAUACAGUUGGCGUAUUGGUGUGAAUAUUAAAAAGUACGCAAGUUUAGAAGAUGUUUAUUAUGGAGUGCAAAUUGCCUACUUUGCCAUAAUCGGUACGCAGCUUUUUAUGAUCGUGCUGAGCGCGCUUCUAUUGAUUGGCAUUUACAAGGAGAAUUCGUCGCUGAUCAUACCAUGGAUCAUCGGCUUCAUCACGUUCAUGUCGUUGGAAGCUGUCGCGAUGGUCUACUCCAAUGUGCUGCGUGAUCACGUCAAUAAACAAUUCGACACUUUUUGUAAAGCCGAAGUUGCCUUCUUCAUAUCACGAACACUAAUUAAUAUAGUGGCGAUAGGUGGCGUAAUGCGAUACUGGAACCUACUACGCGCCGGAAUCACCUGGAAAGGACCAGAAGUAAUCGAGCUAUGAUCGAGGAACAACGCCCGGUAUGUAAGCCUCAAGUCGUCCUUGGCACGGUAUGUACCCCACAGCAUGACCCGCCGCCAUCACCGCAAGCCACACACGGCCCACCAUCGCGGUUGCCGUUGGAAUAUCGACAUGGGCACACUGGAGGAAACCGAAGAAGAUGAGCUAGCCUAUGAGGAAGACGACGAUGAUGACGAUGAUGAGUUGGCCGACGAUAGCAACUGCUCCCUGUUGGUGGCGGCACCUUCGUCGCCCACCUCUCUUACCAGUUGCAGCGGCAGUGAGUGCUCCACUGACUUCGUCUGACAACAGAGUGAGGAUGCACGCAGUCGCGCAAGGGGAUGAAAACUCCUUCGCUGCGUUUAAACAAAUAACAAACGCAGAACAAAAGAAUGAAGUAAGUGUGUAAGGGAAGUAAGGGGGAAAGAGGAAAAGAGGAAACACUUGUUACGAAGUGCACGCUUUUGAGGACUUUGAAGUUGUUGGUGGAAAGUUUAGACGCCAGCGCGCAAAGUAUAAUGUUGUUGUAUAAAGUGUAAAAUUAGAUGUUGUUAGCUUUUAUGUUUGUUGUUAUCGCUAGCGAGAAUCGUGCCAAAAUGCCAAUGUUUAUUUUUAUGCAGAAUCUAAGAAUUAACUAAGCAGAUAAAUCAUGUAAUUAAUGUAAAUAAGUAAGGAGGAUUAAGCUACACACGAACAAAUUGUGAUUCAGCUUGGAAAUAUCCGUAAAAUUAUUGAGAAUCAAAAAAAUAUAUAAAGAAUAUUGUAUACUGAAGUUUGGAAGAUGACAUUUGAGGUUAUGCUCAUUAUAUACAUGCUAUUUUUGCUAAUUUAACUUAAUUCUUACAAAAUUUACAUGAGCAAAUAGAAAAACAAUAAUAUAUUAAGUAUCAAGUGACUAAACGCGAGUUUUUGUCAUGAGAUUGAUUAUGAGUGAGUAUAGCAAGCGUUUAAUCAAUCGAGUGUAUAACUAACGUUUAGUCACGUGAUGCUUACGCUAUUUUUUCUACUUCCACUUUAGUUCCACGUUUAGUUUGUGUAUUUCAACUUUUUAUUUUAAAUCUUCGAAAUUCGUUGGCAGAUUACCGAGAAAUGUAAGGUUAUAAAUACGCAAGCUCCACCCCGUAACUAAAAUCCGUGACUAAAGUACUUUAGUUAUACCUAUGGUCUUUUAUGUUUAAAAUACCACUUUUUGUGUCUAAAAACCGUUGAAAAACUACCGUUAUAAAAGUGGAAGUAGACAAAUUUAUUUGUUUAUUUAUUUAUUUACCAAUAAACUGCAAUAGAAAGCAAUGGAAUGAAAACAAAAAUAAAAAAAGAAAUUGUGUAAAACGUAUUCGAUAUCUGUGAUGUUACCUAACGUAAAUAGGCUUAAUAAAUAUGAAAUUUAUUUUCCGCGCUUUGAAAAAUAACAUCAAUCAGGUACAAGCUAGUCAAAUAUCAAUAAAACAAUUUUAUUUGAAUGAAAACAUAAAUACAAAAGUAAUAAAUAAACUAAACUAAUUUCAUUUUGAUAGAUUUAUUCAAUUUUUUGAUUAAAUUGUUUGUAGCUACAUAUUUCUACGAUAAAUAUCAAAGUACUUGUAAUUUAGUUAAACAAAUAUCUAUCCAAAUAAUUUUAGGCAUCUAAAUUGUAAAAUAUCAGACAUAAACAAAUAAUAUAUAAAUCUAUAUAAGCAUAAAAUGUGAAUAAAGUUUAUAAGGAAACAA